AUGGGAAAUGCAUUAAAUGAUAUUGGUGAUAAUUAUGAUUUUCAAUUGAUUCAAAAAGUUUAACAUACACUUUUUGGUCAAAUAGACAUUCUAGAAUGUUAAAUUUAAGAUUUUCCAGACGUUGACUAAUAUAUGAGAGUCUAACCAAAAUUAAAAAAUCAAGACUAUAUCACUUUCAUUAAGAGAUACAUCAAACUACAGAAUCUUUAUAAACAUGAAUUAAAUUCUCCUUUUUUAAUUUACAUUUCAAAUAAUAUAUUUGAAUACCCAUCACAUUCAUUAUAUGAUGAGAUCUAAGUAAAAAGAUAAUAAGGAACUCAAUUUGCUGAAACAGAAUUAUGGUAUCUAGCAAAAAGCUUGAUCGCUGGUUAUUCUAUAUACCUUUAAAUUCCAGAAUUGGUAAAAUAAACAUAAUUAACUCUACAUAAUAUUUUUAUAACUAAAUAAGGACACAUUAAGUUGUGUUUACAUACUUUAUUUUUAAUAAAUGCAAAUAGCUUUAAGAAUUUAUAUAUUGAAGAAUCUUAAUAUAGUCACAAGAUUAGUAAGGAAAUAGGAUUGAUCUUACUUGAAGCAAGUUGUCUAUCAUUUGAAGAUAGCAUUAAAGUCAUGGAUAUGUAUUAUUCGAUAGAGUAUUCAAAUUUUGUUAAGGAUAUGAUUGGAGAUACUAAGUCCUUAUAAUAUUUUCAAAAUUAUCAAAUGAGCAAGAAAAUAUCAAAAACAAUUUAUGGAGAAUCAUAAAUUAAAAAGACCACUACCUUACUUGUUCAAUAACCAAAAUCAUUAAAAUAAUCAUAAAUUAUUGAAACACUUCAUGUUAAAUCCCCUGUGAAAACUGAUCCAAAUUAAUUUGAUUAGGUCUCUAAAAUAGCCAGUAUACCUGAAGUAAAUUAAGAUUUUGAGUAAGAUCAAAGGAAAUCUUAAUAAUUAGAUUUUUUUUCAGGCAGAAAAUCUACAUAACAAAUCCCAAAUAUAUAAUCUGAAAUUUAUUAUCAUUCUAAAUAAUAAUCAUUAUAAAUUAAUGAUUAGUAACCUUAUUUGAUCCAAUAAUAGUAAUUUUUUGACCAUAAAAAUAUUCAAAUACCUAUUAAUUAACCUAUAAAUUAAUAAUUCGAUGUCUUAAGCGAAAAAUUUAAUUAACGAUUUUGGAAGGUUAUAGAUUAAGCAAAAAGAUAAGUUUUAAUUUAUGAAUAAAGAUCUAAAUAGAUUUAUUGA
This is a messenger RNA of Paramecium sonneborni, 1215 nucleotides long. NCBI's taxonomy places the organism in Eukaryota, Ciliophora, Oligohymenophorea, Peniculida, Parameciidae. The record is from the annotation of a GenBank genome assembly.